AUGUAUAGAUAUGGUGUUGAAUGUCUAUUUCGAUUUUAUACAUAUGGUCAAUUAUAUGGUUUAGAAAAAUUUUGGGCAUCUUUAAAAUAUUCUCGACAAAAACCAAAAAUCAAUCGAAAACUUGAAGAAAUUCUAAAAAACUAUAAAAAUCUUGAAGAUUUUCAUGUUGAUGGUGCAUCAUUUCCACAACAAUUUUUUCUAACAAAAUCAAAUUAUACAUUCGAAGCAAUUGCUGCUGCAGUAGCAAAGAACAGUGAUACAUCAAAUUCAUUAAAACCCAAUGAAGAAUUUAGUGUUUUAGGAAGAAUUGAUAUUGGUUUAGGCAUCGGUGGUGGUGUGAUUAAUUCUAUAUUUUAUAAUGUUGAUGGUGGUCAUCGAGCUGUUAUUUUUGAUCGUUUUCAAGGUGUUAAACUAGGUGUUAUUGAACAAGGAACUCAUUUUAUGAUUUCAUGGCUUCAUAGACCAAUUAUAUUUGAUAUUCGUACACGACCACGAUCUGUUCCAUCAAUAACAGAAAUAAAAGAUUUACAAACAAUUAAUAUAACAUUACAUUAUGAAGAACGUUCUCAAUUUGAUGCUAUUGAAUUGAUUACACAACAUACACUUAUUUUUCAACGUAUUAGUGAAUUAUUAACAGAACGUGCUGCUCAAUUUGGUUUAUUACUUGAUGAUAUUUCAAUUACACAUUUAAGUUUUAGACCUGAAUUUAUAAGUGGUGUUGAAUUAAAACAAGUUGCACAACAAGAUAUUGAAAAACAACGAUUUUUAGUCGAAAAAAUGGAACAAAGUCGUCAAGCAAAUGUUAUUGCAGAAGAAGGUGAUGCUCGUACAACUGAUUUGAUUGGCAAAGCUUUAGAUGAAGUUGGUGAUGGUUUAAUCGAACUUCGACGAAUUGAAGUCGCUGAAGGUAUUGCAAAUCAAUUAUCAAAAUCAAGAAAUAGCGUCUAUUUACCACAUGGUCCUCAAAUGUUACUUAACAUUAUUGGCGGUAUGCAAUAA
This is a messenger RNA of Rotaria sordida, 999 nucleotides long. The record is from the annotation of a GenBank genome assembly. Lineage: Eukaryota; Metazoa; Rotifera; Eurotatoria; Philodinida; Philodinidae.